AUGCAGUCCACGGAAACAAACACCGAAAAACCCGACUGUUGCAAGCUACGUAGACUGAAGACAAGGGUCUCGGUUCUUGAAAGUGAUGUGAUGAAAAACUCGAUAGAUAUCGUUGGAAUAAACCACAUGCUGAUGUUAAUGUUGCCGAGCUCGGGGGCUGCCGCUAAAAAUGAUGUGUCGGCAGGAGAAAACCUUUUCGAGCUGGAUACUCUGAACGCGCAAUGCCACAAACCUACCUCGCCGACCACGUCCGCAUCCUUUACACUCGUCGCAGGCCCGCCUCCUGCGGAAACCUCGGAAAAUUUUUGGCCGCCACCUCCACCUCCUGAAGUAACCUCGGAAAACUUUUGGCCGCCACCUCCGCCUCCUGCUGUAACUUCGGAAAACUUUUGGCCACCUCCUCCGUCUUUUGCUGUAACCUCAGAACAUUUUUGGCUGCCUCCUCCGCCUCCUGCAGUAACUUCAGUAAACUUUUGGCCACCUCCUCCGUUUCAUGCUGUAACCUCAGAACAUUUUUGGCUGCCUCCUCCGCCUCCUGCUGUAACAUCGGAAAAUUUUUGGCUGCCUGCUCCGCCGCCACCGAUGACGACCGGCACGGCAGCGUUCCGCCGUUACCUUGCUGUGCAGAAGAUAUUAAUAAGAUAA
Messenger RNA from Macrosiphum euphorbiae (potato aphid), 645 nucleotides. NCBI's taxonomy places the organism in Eukaryota, Metazoa, Arthropoda, Insecta, Hemiptera, Aphididae. The record is from the annotation of a GenBank genome assembly.